AUGAACACAAUCGUCCUCGGUACCCCUCGCGGAAAGGCCACCCCCUCGGCGAAUCCGCUACUGCUGGCAAUCGAGGCCGCAAGCGAGCCCAACAGCUACCUACUACUGCUCAUAAACGCGUUGAAAGGCCCUCAAAAAGAGCCCGAACGGAUACGUCCUCCCCUAAUAUCCCAAGCCAGCGGUAGGUGGGUUAAACUGACAUUCAAAUAUUGUAGUCACACCAAACGCGUCCGGUUCAGGCACAUACACCCCUUUUGCCCGCCUCUUAGAGCCCCUACUGACGCCCCCAGGCCACCCCUCGGCGAAUCCGCUACUGCUGGCAAUCGAGGCCGCAAGCGAGCCCAACAGCUACCUACUACUGCUCAUAAACGCGUUGAAAGGCCCUCAAAAAGAGCCCGAACGGAUACGUCCUCCCCUACAUACUCCUCCCAAGCCAGCGAUAGGUGGGUUAAACUGACAUUCAAAUAUUGUAGUCACACCAAACGCGUCCGGGAUCGGAUAAUAAUCCUUCCACCUAUUUGUGUAACCAUUCUUCUUCCACCAUUCUACCAAUUCUACCAAUUCUACCAAUUCUACCAAUUCUACCAAUUCUACCAAUUCCACCAAUAUGAACACAUUUACCCUCGGUACCCUCGCACUCAGUUGAACAAGAGGAGGAUCUACAACAGGCGAAUGCGGAGAACACUGCGGAGAACAUUGCGGAGACAGUCAUCAGCAGCAGUGACACAACAGGCCUACUCUCCACGGUCUCACACCAAUCCACUCAGCCAGUGCAAGAGAAGUCAAUACAGCAGGCGAAUGCGGAGAACACUGCGGAGAAACCAAGCGGCAACAAGGCCCCCAGCACCAAGAACACGGCUCAGCUCUCCAAGAUCCCACGUCAUAUGCUCUCCACGGUUCCACAUCAAAUCAUCACUCAGUAAGCGGAGAACACCACUGCAACUUAGCCUGUCAUCCCCACUACAUUAA
Letharia columbiana is the source of this 969-nucleotide messenger RNA. RefSeq lists its product as uncharacterized. The record is from RefSeq and is a predicted model, not a curated record. The coding region runs from base 1 to 969 and encodes 322 amino acids. The transcript has 2 exons. Lineage: Eukaryota; Fungi; Ascomycota; Lecanoromycetes; Lecanorales; Parmeliaceae.